Molecule: messenger RNA, 670 nt
Organism: Ceratotherium simum simum (southern white rhinoceros)
Lineage: Eukaryota; Metazoa; Chordata; Mammalia; Perissodactyla; Rhinocerotidae
Gene: SRARP
Product: steroid receptor associated and regulated protein
Biological process (GO): positive regulation of intracellular estrogen receptor signaling pathway
Cellular component (GO): nucleus; cytoplasm
Molecular function (GO): nuclear estrogen receptor binding
Source: RefSeq, a predicted model, not a curated record
GGGCCUGCUGGGAACUGCUCCUUCUGCUAAAGCUGGGCCAGGCGCCAUGGCAGCAGCAAUGGCCGCCUCAGAAGACCCCAAGGACCAGAGAGCCAGCCCCAACGUCACAGGCCUUGAGACAGACCUGGAGACCAGCUCGAGUGGGAAGCCGGCCCGCCAUCAGAAGGCCAUCCCCUCUGCUCAUCUAACUUUCGUUAUUGAUUGUGCUCGUGGGAAACAGCUCUCCCUGGCAGCACCCUCGGUGCCACCCCGAGCCCCAAGUCCCAACCUAGGCCCUGUCACCUCUCCGAUGAAGACCUACAUCCUGUUCUGUGGGGAAAUCCAGCCCCAUCUAACUCAGGAGGCCCCCCUGGGUGGCAGAUGCCUUGCCCAGGCCAGGGGUACCUUGCCACCCUGUGGAGGGACUGGGGCCCCAGCUUCCUCUCCAGUCAGCCCACUCUGCCCCCAGGAGGCUCCUGAAGCCAAGGGGAGCCCCUUGAAGACUGUGCCCGCAAGGUCUUCAGCUUGGGGAACAGUCAUAGGCUCGCUCAAAGCCCUCUCCUCCUGUGUCUGUGGACAGGCAGAUUAACUGGAAGGGCCUGGCCAUGGAAGGGAGGGGUUGGCAUGCCAGGCUCAGUGCCCGGGGGCUGCAAUUCCCAGAGCCCACUACCUCUUCCCCAGCCAAGGAAGG